AUGGAAAAUUUGAUUGGGAGUGAUGAUGAUAAUGCAGAGUAUGAAGGGGAUGGAGAAUCUGAAGAGGGUAAUCAAGAGUAUGAAGAGGAUGAUGAAUCUCAAGAAAGUGAUCCAAAUUUUGAAGAGUAUGAUGAAUCUGAAAAUAGUGAUCCAGAGUAUGAAGAAGAUGAGAGACAAAUAGAAGAGGAAGAUCAUAUGGAUGACAUAAUGGAUGUUGACAACAAUAUACAGGAUGUGGAUGUGGACAUUGGAGACUUCACUCUCAAUGUUGAAAGUGAUGUGGAAGGUUCUUGUAUAAAUGUUGUUCAUGGGCAUGAACCUGAAGAUAUGGAAGUGAUUAACAAUGAGGAAUUUGAAUCUUUGGAUGAAGGAUCCGACCAAGACAGAGAGAGAAGAGCUCUUAUCAAGAAUUUGAGAAAAAAAGGUGCAGUCUUGGGGCUUAGGGCACAGUGUAGAGGUGUUGUACCUGUCACCAAUAAAGGCCAAGUGGGUAGUCAAGCUACCACUUCAAAAAGAAAGGGUAAAGAAUUAAAGACACAAAAAGUAACAUGUGGUUGGUACAUUCAUGCAUCUAGGUCAAAUCCUGAAUCCGACUGGUUUAUAAGGACCUUAAACCAAACUCACACAUGUUUGCAAACAAGGAAACUCAGGGCUUGUACUGCUUCUUUAAUCAGCAAGAAAAUCUUUGAUCAAGUUGAGGCGAAUCCAGAUAUACCUUUGAGAGCCAUACAAGAUCACUUUCAAAAGACCUACCAAGUGGGUGUUAGUAUGGACAAGGUGUUCAGGGCAAAGGAUAAGGCAAGAAAGCAUAUAACUGGUGACUACACAAAGCAGUAUGAACUGUUGAGGGACUAUGUUCUCGAACUUCAAGCCACCAACCCAGACACCACAGUGAAAAUAGAUGUAUGUUCUGAGCCUAACCCUGAUUCCCCAACUAGGCAGUUUAGAAGAAUUUAUGUGUGCUUGGGUCCACUGAAAAAAGGGUUCAAGGCAUGCCUUAGGGACUUAUUAGGUUUUGAUGGUGCCUUCAUGAAAGGACCAUUCCCUGGGCAAGUCCUUUCAGCAGUUGGUCUUGAUUCCAAUAAUGGAAUUUACCCAUUAGCAUAUGGGAUUGUUGAGUCUGAAAACACAGAAAGCUGGAAAUGGUUUUUAGAUAACCUUGGGGAUGACUUGGACCUUGGAAGAAACUCAAAUUUUACUUUCAUAAGUGACAGGCAAAAGGGUUUACAUACUGCAGUUGAGCAAAUUUUUCCCAAUGCUGAGCAUAGAUAUUGUAUCAGACAUAUUCAUGACAAUAUGAGGAAAAGAUGGAGGCAAACAGAGUACAGGGACCACUUAUGGAGGUGUGCAUCAGCUACCACCAUUCCUGAGUUUGAACAUUUGAUGAAGGAGUUUAGUCAGUAUGAUAAGGAGGCAUGUGAAUGGUUGAAGCAAAUUCCUCCUAAACAUUGGGCAAGGAGUCAUUUUUCAGGAAGAGCAGUUUCUGAUGUGUUGAUAUCAAACAUGUGUGAAGUGUUUAAUGGGAAGAUAGAGAAAGGAAGGGAUAAACCUGUCAUUGGAUGUUUAGAAUUCAUAAGGGAGUAUCUAAUGAAGAGGAUAUGCAAUGUCAUGAAGGAAAUGAAAAAGGCUAAAGGUCCACUAACACCCACAGCAACAGACAUCCUAGCUGCAAGAAAAACAGUUGCUUCACAAUACAUUGCUAGGUGGAAUGGGGGAGACAAGUAUCAAGUCACAGGAGCUUUGCAGGAUCAACAUGUGGUUGAUGUUAGGAACAAAACAUGCACUUGCAGAAAAUGGGAAUUAAUUGGAAUUCCAUGCAGACAUGCAAUUGCAACUCUGAAUGAGAUGAGUAAAGACCCAGAGGCUGAGCUUGACAUUUACAAAUGGGUUCACAAGGUGUAUUUUCUAGAGACAUGGAAAAAGGCUUAUUCUUUUAAGGUGGAGCCAAUUAAGGGUAGAUCCAUGUGGCCCAAAAGUGAAUGUCCCACAAAGCUAAUCCCUCCUCCACAUCGCACUCAGGUGGGAAGGCCUAAGAAAAAGAGAAGACAAAGUGAGGGUGAAAGGUUAAGCAAAAAGCAGAAGGCAAGUCAAGGUGAUGGAGUGAAUGCUGCACAAGAAGGAGGUUCCCAAAAACCAACAAAUGAUGGAGUGCAGAAGCUAUCAAGGAAGCAUAUCCAAGAAGUAAUGUGUCAUGCAUUCAUGGAGUUUUCUGUGAUUUUGUUUUCUUCUCCGAUUAAGGAUCGCGAUAAAGAUUUUGGGGGAAAAAUGAGUUCUUUUUCAAUUACAAGGAAAAAGACACCUUUUCAAAAGCACCGUGAAGAAGAAGAGGCAAAGAAAAAGAGAGCUGAGGAUGAAACAGCUCGUCUAUAUGCUGAGUUUCUGGAAUCAUUUCAAGGGGAUGAUGCACCUGGAUUAAAAGCUUUUGUCAGAGGAGGAACAGUUAAUGAUGAGAAAGUGAAGCCUGAUACAGGUGGAAAUUCCAAAGAUGUAUCUGGUUCAAAGAAGGGGAGUAGGUAUGUUCCUUCUUUCAUCCCCCCUCCUAUGGCAACCAAGGGUAAAGAUCAUGAAAAACAGAAAGAGGAGGAGAGGUCAAAGGAGAAAGGGAAAGGGAAGCCUAGGAAUAUAGACUAUUUUAUGGAGGAGUUGAAACAUGAACAAGAAAUGAGAGAAAGACGAAACCAAGAACGUGAACAAUGGCAUGAUGGGCGUCAAACUGCUACUUCAACUCUAUCUACUCGAUUUGAUGAAUUGCCUGAUGAAUUUGAUCCAAGUGGAAAGCUUGGAUCAUUUGAUGAUGGGGAUCCUCAAACCACCAAUCUUUAUGUUGGGAAUCUUUCACCUCAGGUAGAUGAAAAUUUUCUGUUGCGUACAUUCGGAAGAUUUGGACCUAUUGCUAGUGUGAAGAUCAUGUGGCCAAGAACAGAAGAGGAACGCAAACGACAAAAAAACUGUGGUUUUGUGGCUUUUAUGAAUCGUGCAGAUGGACAAGCUGCAAAAGAUGAAAUGCAAGGGGUGAUUGUUUAUGAUUAUGAAUUGAAUAUUGGGUGGGGAAAAUCGGUUUCCCUCCCUUCUCAAUCACUCCCUGCUCCUCCUCCAGGACAAAUGGCCAUUAGGAGUAAAGAGGGUGCCACUGUAAUCUUGUCUGGUCCAUCUGGUCCUCCUGUUACUUCUGUCCCAAGUCAGAAUUCUGAGUUGGUUCUUACUCCCAAUGUGCCAGAUAUAACUGUUGUAUUGCUUGAAGAUAUUCGUCUUCGAAAAGUAAUUGAUACAAUGGCUCUUUAUGUUCUUGAUGGAGGUUGUGCUUUUGAGCAAGCUAUAAUGGAGAGGGUUCGUGGGAAUCCUCUUUUUAGUUUCUUGUUUGAACUUGGCUCUAAGGAACAUACUUACUAUGUUUGGAGACUCUAUUCCUUUGCUCAGGGUGAUACUUUGCAUAGGUGGCGAACUGAACCUUUCAUUAUGAUAACUGGUAGUGGGAGAUGGGUACCUCCUGCUUUGCCAACAGCCAAGAGUCCAGAAAAUGAGGAAACUGGAGCCACAUUUGCUGCUGGAAGAAGCAGGCGCGUUGAGACUGAACGUACACUAACUGAUGCACAAAGAGAUGAAUUUGAAGACAUGCUUCGUGCCCUAACAUUAGAAAGAAUUCAAAUCAAAGAAGCAAUGGGUUUUGCAUUAGAUAAUGCUGAUGCUGCUGGAGAGAUAGUUGAAGUUUUGACAGAGUCUUUGACUCUUAAAGAAACGCCAAUUCCCACUAAAGUUGCAAGGCUUAUGCUUGUGUCGGACAUUCUUCACAAUAGUAGUGCUCCUGUAAAGAAUGCAUCUGCUUACAGAACCAAAUUUGAAGCAAAUUUGCCUGAUAUACUUGAGAGCUUCAAUGACUUGUAUAGGGGUAUCACUGGAAGAAUCACUGCUGAGGCACUUAAGGAACGAGUUUUGAAAGUUCUUCAAGUAUGGGCGGACUGGUUCUUAUUUUCCGAUGCAUACGUAAACGGUUUACGCGCCACAUUUCUCAGAUCCGGCAACUCCGGCGUUCUCCCAUUCCAUUCCAUUUCCACUGACACCCCAGAAACCGAACACAACCCCAAUUCCAACGAUCUCGGAAUCACCAAUUCCGACGCAGCAUUAGCCAUAGGCAAAAGCGCCGCCACAAAAGAACUAAUGAGCCUCCCUCUUUCCGAACUGGAAAGACGAUGCCGCCACAAUGGUUUAUCCCUUAUUGGCGGCCGAGAAGUGAUGGUUGCACGGUUGCUUUAUUUAGAAGAGUCGGAAAAACAAAGGGGUUAUGAGAUAAACGAUAAUUUGAAAUACUCUAAUGUACGGAAUCCGAGAGAGAGUAAUGUUGAUUCCGGCCCUGUGGGGUUUUCAGGAAGGAAUCAUGAGGUUUUGUCGGAAGGGAGAGGUUCGGAAUCGUUGAUUCCGAUUCCGAUUCCACAGCCUGAGUUGAAAGCGUUUCCUAAUAAAAUGAAAAGUGAUUCUGUAUUACCUGUUUCUAAGUGGGCUAGAGAUGAUGAUGAAAGUGAUGAUGAACAUAAGAGAAGUACUAAAGAUCUUGCUUUAGGUUAUUCAUCUUCUGGAAGUGAGAAUACUGCUGGUGGUGGUGGCGGCGGCGGCAAUGCUGAGGUGGUAGAGCCGCUAAGCAACGCUAACAUUUUUUCCGAUAGUGGGCUAAGUGAAGAGAAGAGACAAAAGUUGAGACAAAUUGAGGCUGCUUUGAUUGAAUAUCGUGAAGUUUUAGAAGAAAGGGGAAUGAAAAACAAAGAAGAAAUUGAAAAGAAAGUUGCAGCUCAUCAGAAACAGCUACAAUAUAAAUACGGCUUAACAGAUUCUAGUGAAGAUGCAUCAAAAAGGUUAUUAUCAUCUACAGACCGAAGGGGGGAUAAAAGAGACAAUUCGCGUGAAUCUUCUAGAAAGCGUCACCGGAGUCACCGUGGCGGCAGUGAAAGCCCACCACCACCACCACCACCAAAGUCAUCAAGUAGAGACAGGGAGAAAGAACGAGACUAUGACAGAGAUAAACGCAGAGAUAGAGACAGGGAUAACAGGAGAAGAAUGAGCUGAGUCAAGAAUGCAUGAUGAUGAUGAUGAUGAUGAUGAUGAUGAUGAUGAUGUAUGUGGUGUUUUGUAUGGUGGGAGAAAAAGUAUGGGGUGCAUGUCAUUUGGUCAUGUGGUACAAUUGAAUGAUGAAUCUUAUUUGGUGUAUAAACGACAUGGUUAUUACUUUUUGUUUUGGAAUGAGACUAAUUGGUUUGGUUUAUUGCACGUAUGAGAAAAUUCUUGUAUUCGUGUUUUGAAUUAUGAAGCAACAAUGGAAGGUGGAGUGUUACAUGGUCAAAUUCAUUCAAGUGUAUGGCAAAUUUUAUUAGGUCUUGAUUCGUUUAAGCCUAGCUAACAAUCUAGCAGGUUGGUUGCUGUGUACCUCAUUUACUUCUUGUGUUUAUGCUACCGUGUUUGUGUAAAGGUGUUAAAGUUUAUGACAUGUAAAUCAAUUGGAUCUUAGCUCAUUUGCAUACCGUAUCACAUUAUUCUG
Molecule: messenger RNA, 5524 nt
Organism: Lactuca saligna
Lineage: Eukaryota; Viridiplantae; Streptophyta; Magnoliopsida; Asterales; Asteraceae
Source: the annotation of a GenBank genome assembly